Miscanthus lutarioriparius is the source of this 303-nucleotide messenger RNA. NCBI's taxonomy places the organism in Eukaryota, Viridiplantae, Streptophyta, Magnoliopsida, Poales, Poaceae. The record is from the annotation of a GenBank genome assembly.
AUGGACAGCAACAACCUCCUGGCGGCGUGGCCGGUCGUGGGCCCAGGCAUCGCCGGCGCCGUAUUCGGCGCCGGUUGGUGGUUCUGGGUCGACGCGGUCGUCUGCAGCGCCGCCGCCGUCCCAUUCCUCCACUACCUCCCAGGGUUCUUCGCCUCGUUCGCCGCGCUCAUGUUCAAUGCCGUCAACCGGGAAGACAUCGGCGAUGGCUACUACUCACCGUACGACGAUUCCGAGUGGAGCGGUGUGAUUCGGCAAAUAUCAUGCUUGAUUGCACUAGUUAUGAUGAUAUUACUUGCUGCGUAG